Messenger RNA from Manihot esculenta (cassava), 4495 nucleotides. RefSeq names its product magnesium-chelatase subunit ChlH, chloroplastic. Gene Ontology annotation, cellular component: chloroplast. Gene Ontology annotation, molecular function: magnesium chelatase activity. The coding region runs from base 212 to 4357 and encodes 1381 amino acids. The transcript is spliced from 5 exons. The record is from RefSeq and is a predicted model, not a curated record. Lineage: Eukaryota; Viridiplantae; Streptophyta; Magnoliopsida; Malpighiales; Euphorbiaceae. Gene Ontology annotation, biological process: chlorophyll biosynthetic process.
AAUAUAAGCUCAUUAUCUUUCACUUCCUGAAAAAAGAGGGGAGAAGAAGAAGAAAUUCUCCUGCACAACAUCAAAACUCAUAGAGAAUCAGAAAAAAAUUCAUACCCUUUUGCUUCCUGAUUCUGUUUUCUCUUCCUCUUGAAUUUAAUAACAGAGAGGAGAAACUGAGGAAUCUGUUUUUUGAGUUGCUUGUUGUGAGAUUUUACCAACAAUGGCUUCUCUUGUAUCUACACCAUUUAGAUUACCAUCUUCAAAAGCUGAUAAUCUCUCUUCACUUUCUCAAAAACAUUACUUUCUUCACUCGUUUCUCCCCAAGAAAACCGUACACACGAAUGCCAAACCUUUCUCGAAACUAAAAUGUGCUGCAAUUGGCAAUGGCCUUUUCACACAAACAACCCCUGAAGUCCGCCGGAUUGUGCCUGAAAAUAAACAGAAUCUACCCACAGUGAAAAUUGUCUACGUUGUCCUUGAAGCCCAGUACCAAUCUUCACUCACUGCUGCUGUUCAAUCGUUAAACAAGAGCUCCACAUUUGCUUCAUAUGAAGUGGUGGGUUACUUGGUUGAGGAGCUUCGCGAUGAAUCCACGUACAAAACUUUCUGCAAGGAUCUUGAAGAUGCAAAUAUCUUUAUUGGGUCUUUGAUUUUUGUUGAGGAGCUAGCUUUGAAAGUUAAGGCUGCUGUGGAGAAAGAGAGGGACAGGCUUGAUGCAGUCUUGGUGUUCCCUUCAAUGCCUGAGGUAAUGAGACUUAACAAAUUGGGUUCUUUUAGUAUGUCACAGCUUGGCCAAUCAAAGAGUCCUUUCUUCCAAUUGUUCAAGAGAAAGAAACAAGGUGCAGGAUUUGCUGAAAGCAUGUUGAAAUUGGUGAGAACCUUGCCAAAAGUUUUAAAGUAUUUGCCUAGUGACAAGGCUCAAGAUGCUAGGCUUUAUAUCUUGAGUUUGCAGUUUUGGCUUGGUGGAUCGCCUGAUAACUUGCAGAAUUUCUUGAAAAUGAUAUCUGGGUCUUAUGUGCCUGCAUUGAAAAGUAAAAAGAUCGAGUAUUCUGAUCCAGUUCUCUUCUUAGAUAGUGGAAUUUGGCACCCUUUGGCUCCAACAAUGUACGAUGAUGUGAAGGAGUAUUUGAAUUGGUAUGGAACUAGAAGGGAUGCUAAUGAGAAGCUUAAAGACCCUAAUGCACCUGUUAUUGGGUUGGUCUUGCAAAGAAGUCAUAUUGUAACUGGUGAUGAUGGUCACUAUGUGGCUGUGAUCAUGGAGUUGGAGGCAAGAGGUGCAAAAGUUAUACCAAUUUUCGCAGGUGGCCUUGACUUUUCAGGGCCAGUUGAGAGGUUUUUGAUUGAUCCAGUUACUAAGAAACCAAUGGUGAAUUCAGUGGUUUCAUUGACUGGUUUUGCUCUUGUUGGAGGUCCAGCAAGGCAGGACCAUCCUAGAGCUGUUGAGGCAUUGAUGAAGCUUGAUGUGCCUUACAUUGUUGCUUUGCCUUUGGUGUUUCAAACAACUGAAGAAUGGUUAAAUAGUACUUUGGGACUGCACCCAAUUCAGGUGGCUUUGCAAGUUGCUCUUCCUGAGCUUGAUGGUGGUAUGGAACCCAUUGUUUUUGCCGGCCGGGACCCAAGAACAGGGAAAUCACAUGCUCUUCACAAGAGAGUGGAGCAACUUUGCACCAGGGCAAUCAGAUGGGCUGAACUGAAAAGGAAAUCCAAGGCUGAGAAGAAGUUAGCAAUCACUGUAUUCAGUUUUCCUCCAGACAAGGGAAAUGUCGGGACAGCAGCCUACCUGAACGUCUUCUCUUCCAUCUUCUCAGUUCUAAAGGACCUCAAGAAAGAUGGUUACAAUGUUGAGGGCCUUCCAGAGACUUCAGAAGCUUUAAUUGAAGAUAUAAUUCAUGAUAAAGAGGCUCAAUUUAGCAGUCCAAACCUGAACAUUGCUUACAAAAUGGGUGUUCGUGAAUACCAAAGUCUUACUCCCUAUGCGACAGCAUUGGAAGAGAACUGGGGAAAACCUCCAGGCAAUUUGAAUUCUGAUGGAGAGCAUCUCUUGGUGUACGGAAAACAGUAUGGCAAUGUCUUUAUCGGAGUCCAGCCUACUUUUGGCUACGAGGGUGAUCCUAUGCGGCUUCUGUUCUCCAAAUCUGCUAGCCCGCAUCACGGAUUUGCAGCUUAUUACUCCUUUGUGGAGAAAAUUUUCAAUGCUGAUGCAGUACUUCAUUUUGGUACUCAUGGUUCACUUGAAUUCAUGCCAGGAAAGCAAGUAGGAAUGAGCGAUGUGUGUUAUCCUGACAGUCUCAUCGGGAAUAUCCCCAAUGUCUACUAUUAUGCAGCUAAUAACCCGUCUGAAGCCACCAUAGCCAAACGUCGAAGCUAUGCUAACACGAUUAGCUAUUUGACGCCUCCAGCUGAAAAUGCUGGUCUUUACAAGGGCCUCAAGCAGUUGAGUGAGCUCAUCUCCUCAUACCAGUCACUUAAAGACACAGGCCGCGGACCACAAAUUGUAAGCUCUAUUAUUAGCACUGCAAAGCAAUGUAAUCUUGACAAGGAUGUCGAACUUCCUGAUGAGGGGAAGGAGAUCUCUGCAAAGGAGAGAGAUCUUGUGGUAGGAAAAGUAUACUCCAAGAUUAUGGAGAUUGAGUCUCGGCUUUUGCCAUGUGGGCUUCAUGUCAUCGGGGAGCCACCAUCUGCCAUGGAAGCAAUUGCAACUUUAGUCAAUAUUGCUGCACUGGACCGUCCUGAAGAUGGGAUUUCUUCACUCCCAGCUAUUUUAGCUGAAACUGUUGGACGAAACAUAGAGGAAGUGUAUAGAGGUAGUGACAAAGGAAUCUUGAAGGAUGUAGAGCUUCUUCGGCAAAUAACUGAGGCAUCACGUGGUGCUAUCUCUGCCUUUGUUGAGAGAACAACAAAUAAGAAGGGUCAAGUUGUGGAUGUUACUAAUAAGCUAAGCUCAAUCCUUGGAUUUGGUGUCAAUGAACCAUGGAUCCAAUACUUGUCAGACACCAAAUUUUACCGGGCAGAUAGAGAGAAACUGAGAAUAUUGUUCCAGUUCCUUGGAGAAUGUUUGAAAUUGGUUGUUGCUGAUAAUGAGUUGGGGAGUCUGAAACAAGCUUUGGAAGGCAAAUAUGUGGAGCCAGGUCCUGGUGGUGACCCAAUUAGAAACCCAAAGGUGUUGCCAACGGGGAAGAAUAUUCAUGCAUUGGACCCACAAGCCAUCCCUACAACAGCGGCAAUGCAGAGUGCAAAAAUUGUGGUGGAUAGGUUAAUUGAGAGGCAGAAGGCUGACAAUGGUGGAAAGUAUCCCGAGACAGUUGCACUAGUAUUGUGGGGAACUGAUAACAUCAAGACUUAUGGUGAGUCCCUAGCUCAGGUCUUGUGGAUGAUUGGAGUGACGCCAGUUGCGGAUACCUUCGGCAGAGUUAACCGGGUGGAACCAGUUAGUCUUGAAGAGCUUGGAAGGCCUAGGAUUGAUGUUGUUGUCAAUUGCUCGGGCGUUUUCAGAGAUCUUUUCAUCAACCAGAUGAACCUCUUGGACCGUGCAGUGAAGAUGGUGGCUGAACUUGAUGAGCCAGCUGACCAAAACUAUGUCAGGAAGCAUGCUCUAGAACAAGCUGAAGCCCUUGGCAUUGAUGUUCGAGAAGCUGCAACUCGAGUAUUCUCUAAUGCCUCCGGGUCCUACUCUUCAAACAUAAACCUUGCAGUGGAGAAUUCUUCAUGGAAUGAUGAAAAUCAACUUCAAGACAUGUACUUGAGCCGGAAGUCCUUUGCCUUUGACAGCGAUGCUCCAGGCGCAGGCAUGAUGGAGAAAAGAAAAGUGUUCGAAAUGGCUCUGAGCACAGCAGAUGCCACGUUCCAAAACCUCGACUCUUCAGAAAUUUCUCUCACUGAUGUGAGCCACUACUUUGAUUCAGAUCCAACAAACCUAGUGCAGAACUUGAGGAAGGAUAAAAAGAAGCCUAGUGCAUACAUAGCAGACACAACAACAGCUAAUGCUCAGGUUCGCACACUUGCUGAGACUGUACGGCUCGAUGCACGAACCAAAUUGCUGAACCCGAAGUGGUAUGAAGGGAUGAUGUCCAGUGGAUAUGAGGGCGUUCGCGAAAUUGAGAAGCGGCUAACAAAUACAGUUGGAUGGAGUGCAACUUCCGGCCAAGUCGACAACUGGGUAUAUGAAGAGGCAAACUCAACUUUCAUUCAAGAUGAGGACAUGCUGAACAAACUCAUGAGCACUAAUCCAAACUCAUUCAGGAAGCUAGUGCAGACAUUCCUAGAGGCCAAUGGCCGUGGUUAUUGGGAAACUUCACAGGAAAACAUUGAGAAGUUGAGACAGCUCUACUCAGAAGUUGAAGACAAGAUUGAAGGCAUUGAUAAGUAAACAAAUAGCUAGUUUGGCGAUCAAAGUGCAAAUAUUGAUUCACAUUGUUGAUUUAGCCGAUGAGCAUGAGCUGUUCCUCGCUUGAGAUGUAAAAAUUGUUCAUAAAAACAGGGUGGUAAUUCAGUCAUCUUUUUCAGA